AUGGAAGGUCGCCGGAGGCUAACGCUUCUCGAUCAGAUGUCAGCAAGUGGGAACGGGAGAGACUUAGCUGGUUUAAGCCUGGACGACGUGUUGCUGGCCCCUGCAGCCAAACAGCCACCUCCAGCUCCUGCCCUGCCCCCAACCAUCUCGGGUCGGACUUUGCUCGAUAUAAUCCGAGACGAGGAGCCCAAGUCCUACCGGGCCCUGAUUGGCAAGAAGGAUAAGAAAGCCUGGAAGUCGUUUAAAGACCGCCUCCGCCUAAAACGCGCCGGCUCUGCUUGGGCCUCCUCCGUCCGUGUCCCCACUUCGGAUAUCCCUAUCCGGAAUAACACUGUUCACGGUUCCAAUCACCAACAUCUUCACCUUCACCUGAGAUCGCGUCGCAGCUCAGUGAGAUACGUUACGCCCGAGACAAAUCUCGACAUGGUUCAGCAAGUAGACGAGAGCAAUUCCGCGGGAAUGCGGCAGAUUUCGCGCCGGAGCUCAACCCGGUUCGGCCCGAACGCGUCGAUCCCGUCCGACGAGCCCGACUCGGACAGUUCGGGUCAGAACGGGCGGGCGCCGAUGUUCUCUCGUCGGAGUUCUGUCCGGUUCACGGCCGACGAGAUCGCGACAGACUCGCCCCGGCGACGGUUGUCGGCAGCGCUGGAGGAGGAGAGGUCGCUGUCGGCAAGAGAAGCGGUUGCGGCGCAAGUGGCCGCUGAGGCCGCAGCCGCAGCGGCGUCGGCCGAAGAGGCGGAAGCGACGCAUGGAGCGGCGCAAAACGACGUGCCGUCGGCGGAAGGGGAUGCAGCAGCUACGACGACGGAGGCGGAGCCGGUGAGGAUGUCGUUGAUGGACCUGUUGGAGGAGACGGACAGGCAGAUGGGGCUGGAGUCGAGUUACACCAUGGAUGACGAGGAUGAAGAAGAGUACGAGGAGGAAGAAGAAGAGGAGGAGGAACAGGCGGAAGUAGGGAAAAUAGAGUAUAAUUGCUGCGUGUGCAUGGUAAGGCAUAAAGGUGCGGCAUUUAUCCCCUGCGGUCACACGUUUUGCAGGAUGUGCUCCAGAGAGCUCUGGGUGCAGAGGGGCAAUUGCCCCCUCUGCAACAAUUUCAUCUUGGAAAUUCUCGACAUUUUCUGA
Prunus armeniaca (apricot) is the source of this 1122-nucleotide messenger RNA. The record is from the annotation of a GenBank genome assembly. Lineage: Eukaryota; Viridiplantae; Streptophyta; Magnoliopsida; Rosales; Rosaceae.